CCACAAACAUUUCGUUUCGUUUCUUCUCAUCACCCGCUAACUUAUCACAAAAAAACGAAAGAAAAACCCUUGCUUCUUCUCCGAUCAUCAGUCUCCUCCUCCUUCUUCUUCAAUUUCCCGUCCAACAGAGAGGGAAGCGACUCGCGAAAUCACGUCAUGUCGUGAUUUUUCACGAUUCCGCCAAACGAAGAUCCUGCUCGCUCGUGAUCUAACUCGUGGAUAGGUAGCACAAUCGCCAAGGCGUAACAUUCUUCGAUUCAGAUCGCGGUUGUUACUACCUUGCUCCUAACGAUGUUUGGUUCGAACCCUUUUGGGCAGUCUUCGUCGAGCCCUUUCGGCUCUCAAUCAGUUUUUGGACAGACCAAUUCAAGUACCAAUCCAUUUGCCCCUAAGCCGUUUGGUAGUACGAGUCCAUUUGGUUCGCAAACUGGAAGUUCCAUGUUCGGAGGUACUUCCACUGGGGUAUUUGGUGCGGCACAACAGUCUUCUCCCUUUGCUUCCAAUACAGCUUUUGGGGCUUCAUCGUCACCUGCUUUCGGUAGUUCCGUGCCCGCUUUCGGGUCUUCUUCAACUCCUGCUUUUGGUAGCUCAUCAUCGUCAUUUGGUGGAUCAUCCGUUUUUGGUCAGAAACCUGCUUUUGGAGGUUUUGGAUCUACUCCUACUCAAACAAGUCCAUUUGGUGCCACACAGCAAUCACAACCGGCUUUUGGAAGCAGCAUAUUUGGUUCCUCAACACCUUUUGGAGGAUCAUCUCAGCCUGCAUUUGGUGCUACAAGCACUCCUGCAUUUGGUGCUACAAGCACACCUGCAUUUGGUGCUUCAAGCACUCCAGCAUUUGGUGCUUCAAGCACUCCUGCAUUUGGUGCUUCAAGCACUCCAGCAUUUGGUGCAACUAGCACCCCUGCUUUUGGUGCUACAAGCAGCCCUGCAUUUGGUGCAACUAGCACCCCUGCAUUUGGUUCCACCUCUAGCCCAACUUUUGGUAGCACAGGGAGUGCAUUUGGGGUGUCAAGUGCUCCCGUAUUUGGUAGUGGAGGAGCCUUUGGGGCUUCAAGUAACCCUAUGUUUGGUUCAUCAAGCACGUCUGCAUUUGGUAGUUCAAGCACUCCAUUUGGGGCCUCUAGUACUCCUGCUUUUGGGGCCUCUAGUACGCCUGCAUUUAGUUUUGGAUCCACUCAGGCUUUUGGUCAGUCUUCUUCAGCAUUUGGUAGCAGCAGUCCAUUUGGUAGUACAGCCUCACCCUUCGGAGGUCAGAGUUCAGCAUUUGGAUCUCAAACUCCAUCAUCGACCUUUGGAAAUACUGGUAUGGGACAGCCAGGUUUUGGAGGUCAGCAACGGGGUGGAAGUAGAGUAGCUAGUUACACAGCAACAACUGAAGCAGAUAGUGGUACCUCUGGACAGACUGCAAAAUUGGAAUCCAUAUCUGCCAUGCCUGUUUACAAAGACAAAAGUCACGAGGAACUAAGAUGGGAGGACUAUCAAUUGGGAGACAAAGGUGGACCACUUCCCUCUGGUCAGUCUACUGGUUUGGCAGGCUUCAGUUCGUCUACAACUCAGACAAAUGCCUUUUCUCCUUCCCCAGUGUUUGGUCAAUCAUCGGCAAAUCCUUUUUCUUCCACAACACCUAAUUCUAACCCGUUUGCGCCAAAGAGUUCCCCCUUUUCUUCUGGAUUUGGAACUUCUGCCGCUCCUGCCUUCAGUUCAUCAGCUUUUGGUUCUUCGACCUCAGCAGCAGCACCCUCUAUUUUUGGCUCAUCCCCAUCUCCAUUUGGAGCUAACUCUUCUUCAGCUCCCAGCUUUGGGCAAUCUCCAUCCCUGUUUAAUACUGCUCCUGCUCAGACCUCUUCACCAUUUGGCUCAAGUAUUUUUGGCAAUACACAGUCAUCCCCAUUAUUUAGUUCUGCAGCCCCUCCAAUUGCACAAACAAGUUCUGCUUUUGGACAGAAUACCUCCCCCUUUGGGCAGGCUACACCUUUUAGUCAAUCAAGCUUGUUUAAUUCACCUUCUUCUGGUCUUGUUGGAAGUAUUUUCUCGUCAAGUGCAUCACUCACUUCUAAUAAUCUGACCGGUUUUGGUCAAACAGCGCCAUCCAUUUCAACACCUUUUCAACCUGCACAACCUGCACAGUCGAGCGGUGCUUUUGGCUUUAGCAACUUUGGCCAGACACAACCUGUGGGUGCAAGCAGCUUCGGUGGCACUCCAGGCCUAUUUGGUCAGAAUAAUUUUGGACUUGCGUCUUCUACCCAGAGUUCUGUGGUUGUACAAGCAGUUCCGAAUACAAAUCCAUUUGGAACACUUCCUGCAAUGCCUCAGAUGUCAAUUGGUCGAGUUGGAACCACUCCUUCAAUUCAAUAUGGAAUCUCUAGCAUGCCUGCACUAGACAAGCCUGCUCCUGUUAGAAUAUCAUCUUUAUUAACAUCUCGGCAUCUCUCACAAAGACGAAUAAGGCUUCCUGUCAGGAAAUAUCAUUCUAAGAAUGAUGGUCCUCGGGUUCCAUUCUUUAGUGAUGAUGAGGAUACUACAACGACACCCAAGGCCGAUGCUCUGUUCAUUCCUAGGGAAAAUCCAAGGGCGUUGAUCAUUAGUCCCAUGGAGCAGUGGCCGGCAAAGGCUUCUGAGAAGGGGUUAACUUUUAAGGAUAAAUCCAUACCCAGGAAUGAGAACGGGAAUAUCUCUAAAGAGGCAAGUGUAACACCUGAUAGAACCAGCUCACAAGACAAAGAUAAUAUUGGUGUAGAAAAUGGUGUUGUGAAGGAGCAAGGUCAGCAUACAGCGACAAAGCCAACUUCCAACGGGAACAAUGAAGAUCAUUCUUCACAAAAGGCAGACAUGUACAAGACACUGAGUGGUCACAGAGCUGGCGAGGCUGCCAUUGUGUAUGAGCAUGGGGCUGACGUUGAGGCACUAAUGCCAAAACUGCGGCGAUCUGAUUACUAUACACUGCCUAGGAUACAUGAACUGGCGGCCAAGGAAAGAGCCGAACCAGGAUUCUGCAGUCAUGUAAAGGAUUUCGUGGUUGGAAGGCAAGGCUAUGGCAGCAUCAGAUUCUUGGGUGAAACGGAUGUACGAGGGCUUGAUUUGGAGUCCCUGAUUCAGUUUAACAAUAGGGAGGUGAUUGUAUACAUGGAUGAUUCAAAGAAACCUCCUGUUGGACAAGGUCUGAAUAAGCCUGCUGAGGUCACACUACUCAAUAUCAAAUGCUUCGACAAAAAAACUGGACAUCAGUAUACAGAAGGACCAAAGAUUGAGAAAUACAAGGAGAUGCUCAAGAGAAAGGCUGAGGACCAAGGUGCUGAAUUUGUAUCAUAUGAUCCCACUAAAGGAGAGUGGAAGAUCAGGGUUAACCAUUUCAGCGUCUACAAGCUGCUCGAUGAUGUAAACAGUUGGAUAAAUCAUGAAGAUGACAACUAAUGGUUGGUUCAAUACAUUUGAUAGUUUCAGAACCUUAGUUCUGCUUUGAAAUGUAUUUUUCUAUUCCUGUAAAUCGUCAUUGUGUUGUGGUUAGAUGGCUAUAGCUUGGGGCAUCGUUGUUCAUUUGUUUCGUAUCUUGUUUUGGGGAUAUUUUAUACAUCUUACGGUUGGUUGGGGAUGUUCAAAUGUGGGUUUUCCAGCAUCAUUUUUUUCGCACUUCAAUUUUGAUUCCCAUACAUGUUAUGGUUAUUUUCAACUUC
Molecule: messenger RNA, 3671 nt
Organism: Vigna umbellata (rice bean)
Lineage: Eukaryota; Viridiplantae; Streptophyta; Magnoliopsida; Fabales; Fabaceae
Source: RefSeq, a predicted model, not a curated record